CAGCCAGAAAUGUCGCCAAACCGUAUUUGCUUGCCACUCAGUUUGUUCAGCCUGCUGCUCCUGCUCGGCUGUCUGGUGUCCUCGACCCGUGGCACCUGCAACGUCUGCAACACUGUCAACAACCUGACCUGCUACUCCUCGACCCAGAUGCAGGCCUGCCAGGCGGACGUCCUUUCCACGGCCACGCCGACCUCUUGCCCCAGCGGCUAUGUCUGCGUCAGUGGCUCCAGCGGGGUGCUCUGUCAGCCGGAGGGGCAGGAUGCUUCCGACUGCCAGGAGUGCAACAAGUGCGACGAGAGCCAGACAUUCGCCUGCACCGGGACCCAGAGCUUCGCCCUCUGCCUGGGCACAGACACCGUCCAGGACUCGAGCGGAACCUGUGCCUCUGGCUAUGUGUGCAACAUCAACGACACCCAGAUAUGCGGUCUGCCAGCGGAUGGGGUGAUGCCGACCUGUUCGUAUGCAGAUGACACAACUACCACCUCGACAAGCAGCACCACCAGCUCCACCACCGCAUCGCCUCCUUCCACCAGCGAUGCAUCCACCUACUGUGCGGCGGUUCAGUCGCAGGGAAGAUAUGCGGUGGGCUAUAACGCGUAUACGACCUGUCGCCAGUACAUCUACUGCACUUUGGUAAGCGGCAGUUGGGUCGGAGAGACGUACACCUGUCCGGGCGACCUGUACUUCGACAGUGCCUCGCAGAUGUGUGUGGCCAGCAUGCCGUCCACCUGCUCCACCACCGCCACCACCACCUCCACGACGACGGCGGCUCCAACCACCAGCAAUCCCGCGGCUUAUUGCCAGGCGAUGCAAUCGGCGGGUUACUACCCAGUGGGCACGGAUGCCAGCACCACGUGCCACCAGUACAUCUACUGCUUUCUGAACGGAGGAACCUGGAACGGCAAUGCGUACACCUGUCCCGGCAGCCUGUACUACAACAGUGCCAGCAAGACCUGCGUGGACACCCUGCCAUCCACCUGCUCCGCCACGGUGGCCAGCUUAACCCUCAACGGAGUGGAGUUAGAUUAA
This is a messenger RNA of Drosophila takahashii, 1029 nucleotides long. RefSeq names its product spore coat protein SP96. Lineage: Eukaryota; Metazoa; Arthropoda; Insecta; Diptera; Drosophilidae. The record is from RefSeq and is a predicted model, not a curated record. Gene Ontology annotation, cellular component: extracellular region. Gene Ontology annotation, molecular function: chitin binding.